GGCUCAGACUGUAAGUGAGCGCAGAAGUCUCGAGUCGUCUGAGUGAGUGAUUCGAAGACUACUCGAUCUACCGAGCUCGGAAUCUCUGUCGACAGUAAGGGCAUCGGUCAAUUCAGGAUGAGCCUAGACAUUCACGAUGAAGGACCCGGCUUCGUGGGAAUUAAGUUCUGCCAGGAAUGCAACAACAUGCUGUAUCCGAAGGAGGACAAGGACAAUCGACAACUGCUUUUCGCUUGCCGAAAUUGUGAUUUCCAACAGGUCGCAGACAACCACUGCAUUUACGUGAACAAAAUUACACAUGAAGUGGAUGAGCUGACUCAAAUCGUCAGUGACGUCAUAUUCGAUCCGACUCUGCCGCGUACUGAGGAACAUCCUUGUCCGAAAUGUGGUCACAGAGAGUCCGUUUUCUUCCAAGCUCAAAGCAGGAGAGCCGAAGAUGAGAUGAGACUCUACUACGUUUGCUGCAACCAAGGGUGUACCCAUCGUUGGACUGAGUAGACCUUGCUGCAUCGCUACUAUUUCCAUUGUAAACUGUAAUUAUUCUGUAUAUAAAUUCGAAGCUUAUCAGUCUA
This is a messenger RNA of Galendromus occidentalis (western predatory mite), 572 nucleotides long. Its product is annotated as DNA-directed RNA polymerase II subunit RPB9-like. Lineage: Eukaryota; Metazoa; Arthropoda; Arachnida; Mesostigmata; Phytoseiidae. The transcript is spliced from 2 exons. The record is from RefSeq and is a predicted model, not a curated record. The coding region runs from base 118 to 498 and encodes 126 amino acids. Gene Ontology annotation, biological process: transcription initiation at RNA polymerase II promoter; transcription-coupled nucleotide-excision repair; DNA-templated transcription. Gene Ontology annotation, molecular function: nucleic acid binding; DNA-directed RNA polymerase activity; zinc ion binding. Gene Ontology annotation, cellular component: RNA polymerase II, core complex.